Messenger RNA from Geodia barretti, 1019 nucleotides. Lineage: Eukaryota; Metazoa; Porifera; Demospongiae; Tetractinellida; Geodiidae. The record is from the annotation of a GenBank genome assembly.
CUACUGUUUGAUCUAUCUCCUUACUAUACGAGAUGUGCGAGGGAAAGAUGUUGCUCUUGGCGACUAUAACCCUAGUCCUCACCGCAUCAGCGGCGGAGAAGAGAGAACUAUCCAGUAUCAGGUACCGCCUCACGACAUGCGGCAAUGCAGGGCGACUGGGCCCGGCGAGUGACCGUCAGUGCAUCGAUACCACCGCAACCGCGGCACCCCAAUAGCUCGAGACGACCUCAUUCAGCAGCAGACGGAGCCAAAUUUCAGGGGCGGCCAGUUAGUGCGAAUUCCCAGAACCACCACAUACAAUGUUACCGUCGCUGGCGCUUCUGGUGGGAACGGUCUGUGUAGCCCUUGCGUUUGGACGCGGAAUAGUGAUCAGAGCUCAAGCAAUCCUGAAUGAGAAUUUUGAUAUGCUGGUGCUGGUUGGACAGAGAGGAAUGGGUCCUUGCGAGUUUAGCGAGCCUCCAAUUGACUCAUUCUGCUAUAAUCUUCCUCCAGCGAAUGAUUCUGCCCAGUGCAACGACACUUGGUGGAAGUAUCUUGAAACUAUCGGAGGUAGAGAGGACGGGUUGGACGUGUACAGACACACUGGUGGUGGAGGGGGAGGUGGUGCUAGCAUGAUUAGGCUUGAAAACGAUGGGGGCCUCCAGGUUUUCCCCCUAAUUGUUGCCGGAGGUGGUGGAGGCGGUGCGGCAGUUUUGAAUUUCCGUGUCCUAGACUCUGUUAGUUUUACACAACCUAAUAAUGCUACCACUGUGGAAGAAAUCUACCAGUUGUUUGUGGACGGCAAAAUAGAGGAUUUUGACCCAGUCUUAUCCAGUGUUCGUGGUGGGCUUGGUUUCGUAGCACCAGAUGCAGCGGUUGAAAGAUCGGCUGGAGCAGGAGGAGGGUACUCGAGUGAGUCCGAGUCACGGAGAGUCGACGGGAGUGUGCUAAUUUUUGAAGAGGCGUUUGCUGAAGGUGGCACCGACUGCGCGACAUCGUCCUUCAUUCCGACCUCAUUCACCAGUGAGGUCGGUGGAUUU